Bipolaris sorokiniana ND90Pr is the source of this 2532-nucleotide messenger RNA. RefSeq lists its product as uncharacterized. Bases 1 to 2532 code for a protein of 843 amino acids. The transcript has 4 exons. Gene Ontology annotation, molecular function: protein binding. The record is from RefSeq and is a predicted model, not a curated record. NCBI's taxonomy places the organism in Eukaryota, Fungi, Ascomycota, Dothideomycetes, Pleosporales, Pleosporaceae.
AUGACGCUGUCAGUAUCAGACCAAUGCCGCUCCUGCAUCGCUAUUCUCCAGGAAGUCAUUUCGGCCCCGCCCCAGCUAGAUCGCAACGGCAAAAAUGCCAGAAAUCUUCGAAUGGGGGAGGAACUGGACAGGUUCAGUCUUUUUGUUGGAAACAUUGGAGCUCCCCAUCAACCCGAGUCACCCAUGUCCAUCGAGUCACCCAUGUCCAUCGAGUCACGAUUGCAAGGAGCCCAUGAUGUGCUUACUCACAUUGUGGGUCUCUUAGACGACUUGAAAGAAGUUAUUGGAGAGCUCCUAGAUAUUGUCUCUGGUAAAAGAGAAGGAAUGGCCUCGGUUGCUGACGAGACUGAUGAUGAAUGUGGAGGAGAGAUCAGUGAGGACCACCGUGAGAAACUGGCAGACCCACUCAAUCGCCACGAAAAAUCGGGUGGUUCGGCCUACAGACCUCAGAUUCCUAAUGUCAAGCAGUCACUGGAUUCGAAGCCAACGCUAGAUAGGGAGAGUCUACCUUCCUUCUUCACUAAAGCCACCAUUGUCGUCGCCGAAAAGCUCGCGCAUCAACUGGAUGUUGCCGGUGAAUCAGAUCCAGGUGAUGCUCGUUCUUACACAACAAUAUCCCGCUCGAUCGAUGACGAUCGAGAGUCAUCCACCAAUGUUCGCAUCCCAGAGCUUGAUUCUUUACGCACUGAUCAUAGGAAAGAGUUCGAAUGCCCAUUCUGCUUUCGCAUCAAAAAUUUCAAGAGCGAGCGUGUGUGGAAAAAGCACGUCUUCUCAGAUCUUCGUUCAUACGUCUGCACGUUCCCAGACUGUGAUGCACCAUAUUUUGGUGACAUCAACAAAUGGUUUCAACAUGAAAUGACAUUUCAUCUUAUUUCAAUCAAGAGGGGAAAAUAUACUCUCCAUCUAAAACGGGAGCAUGAUGAGACUUUGGAUGAUGGUGGGGAACAAACAGCAAGAGAUCUCUCUCAAAAGCCACUGGCCCAGAUUCCAGCAACCGGUUGUCCUUGCUGCUCUGAUUGGUCUGUUCGUUUGAAAGAGCGAGUCAUUCAAACGAGCGGAUCAGCACCUACAGGGAUUCUGGCUGUUACCCCAACAACCUUUAAACGUCACCUCACAGGCCAUCUCGAGCAACUUGCACUUUUUGCCAUCCCUAUUGGCGCUUCGACUGAUGCCAACAAUGACUCGAAUGCUGCCAUAGAGGAGGCAAAGAGUAAGCGGACAGACGCGUCAAAAAUCUCGGCUUUGACAUUUUCAAGCAAUCGUGGUGAUUUAGAAAAAUCAACAUCAGAGUCAGAAGUACAUGGGUCCGCAGGCCUUCUUCACACUGAUAUCCAGCCUUCCGCAAGCGAGACUAGUGUUGGGAUUAAGUACCAACCUUCUGUAUCCUCUCGUAUCCCUGUGGAAGGAAUGUGGGAGAAAACCGAACAGUCAGAUAGAUUGGCCUCCUUGACUGCCCUAGCGGAGGACCUAAGCCGCUCAGGAACCUGGAAAGACGCGCAUGCUCUGUAUGCGCACGUGGUAGAGACUAGCAAUAAGAUUUUCGGAUUAGAACACUCCAACACAAUGAGACGCAAGAUUCAACAAAAGACAGCCUAUCAGCGCUAUACCCAAUUCGCCGCAACUGAAGAAACGCGUUUGCAAGCGCCAGGAGAACUAGGAAAGUGGGAAGAGGCAGAAAAUUUGUACAAAAUAUUUCUAGAGUUACGAAAGAAGAUGUAUGGAUAUCAUGAUCCAUCAACGCUUCCAGUCGCGCAUAGAUUGGCGCUUAUGCUUGCAAAGCUGGGGAAACUCAUAGAGGCAGAAACUAUCUACAAAGAUGUACUAAAGGGGUAUAAGCGUACUUCCGGAAAUGAUGAUAAAUCAUUGCUUUCAUUUGGACACAGCCUAGCGUCAUUUCUAAGUAGUUUAGGGAAGUAUGAAGAGGCGGAGUCGUUGUGUAGAGAAUUACUGUCAAUAUAUAAAGAGAAGGGCUGGCAUCAAACUGAAGACGCAAUCUCGGUGUUAGAAACUCUAGCAGAUGCUCUUACCUACAAAGAAAGGGUUGAUGAUGCAGAUUUCUAUCAUGGAUAUUUGUCACAGCUGUAUAUGGGAAAGCUGUUGGGAGAUCGUGAAGAAGCCCAGAGGUUGAUCACUCAGGAAAAGUACGAGAAGGCGGAGCAUGUCUGUAGAAAAGCUCUGAUAGCAUGUGAAAAGUAUUUCGGGAUUGAAUCCCGACAAUCACUGCCGCUAUUGCGAGAAUUGGGCGUUGCACUGGUACACCAGAAAAAGCUUGAAAAGGCGGAAUUUAUCUUCAGAGAAGCACUUAAGAUAUACGAACAGCCUUCCAGAUUCAUCGAUGUAACCAUGCCAGAUGUCAUGGAAGGGCUGGGGAAUGUACUGGAGAUGCAAGGAAGACCCGAAGAGGCAGAGGGUAUGAGAUCACGGAUGCGAGAGGCACUGGAGGUUCGAGAGGCUAGAGAGGUUAGAGAUGUGCAAUUGGCCCGCGAAGCCAGGCUAAUGCGAGAGGUGCAGAUAUCUCAGUACCUUGGUUGA